CGUCCCGCCGCCCGCAUGGCGGCCAUCAAAGCCCUGCAGGAGUGGUGCCGGCAGCAGUGCGAGGGCUACCGGGACGUGAGCAUCACCAACAUGACCACGUCGUUCCGCGACGGCCUGGCCUUCUGCGCCAUCCUGCACCGCCACCGGCCCGACCUCAUAAAUUUCAGUGCCCUCCGGAAGGAAAACAUUUAUGACAACAACAAGUUGGCCUUCAGCGUGGCUGAGGAGCAGCUGGGCAUCCCGGCCUUGCUGGACGCUGAGGACAUGGUGGCUUUGAAGGUGCCGGACAGGCUCAGCAUCCUGACCUACGUGUCUCAGUACUACAACUACUUCCACGGUCGCUCCCCCAUUGGGGGCAUGGCUGGUGUGAAGAGACCUCCGUCAGACUCCACCGAGGAACCUCGUGGCAAGAAAGCCCCAUCUCAGCCCCCCACGCUGCCCUCGCCCGCCCCGGCUCAGCGGCCACCGCUAUCUCCUGCCAGGACAAACUCCGUGGUCCAGAGGAAAGACGGGGGCUCAGAGGACCCCGCCCUGAAGGCUGGUCUGGCAGGGCCGGGCAGCUCGGUCAGCAGCUCGUGUGGCAUCUGUGGCAAACACGUGCACCUCGUCCAGCGACACCUUGCCGAUGGGCGGCUUUACCACCGGGGCUGCUUCAGGUGUAAGCAAUGCUCCAACACGUUGCACUCAGGGGCCUACCGGGCUACAGCGGAGCCCGGGGUUUUCGUCUGCACCAACCACCACCCAGGAGCCUCCUCUUCCACCCCAAAAUUGCCAGGAUUGACUUCCAGACCACCAGGGGCCCUCCCUGCCACGUCCCGCUCCCCCAGCACCCCGCAGAAGGCCCGGGACCUGAACGGACUGAGGGCCCCAGCACCCAGCACAGGCCCAGCGGUUCACAAGCCCGUAGCCAACAGCACAGAGGCUAAAAGUUUCACCCGGGGUACACCUAACCCUCCAGCCAGCCCCUCCUCCCAUGCCUCCACGGGGAGCCCCGGGGGGCCCAGGCUGUCCCCCAGCCCUGCGGUCCCCUGUGUGGGUGCCACAGGCCACUCACGGGUGACCAACAGCUCCCCGAUGGGGUGGUCGUCUCCUGCUCAGGGCACGGCAGCUGUUACCGCCCGUCCUGCUGUGUCCCCAAGUGCCCCGCACAGUCGGCCAGCCACACCCCAAGGCCAGGCAGCUCCCCGAGGCAUGCCCAGUUCAAGCGCACCAUCUCCAGGCACGGCGCUGUGGACGCCCUCAGCCUCCAGGACUCAGCAGGCCCGAGAGAAGUUUCUCCAGACGCCAUCCCCGCCCAGCAGUGGCCCCACCGGCAGGAGCCCCACGCCUGCCACGGACAGCAGCAGGGCGCAUGCUCUGAGUGUUCUCCGCAAGGCGCUGCCUGGGUUGGGGGAUGCAGGCACCCAAGUGCCCAGCAGGCCCUGCUCAGCCAGUUCCUCUACCUCAAAUUCCCAUCUCAAAACCGAAGAGCCUCAAGCAGUUUCCUCAGCCAAGCAGUCACAUUCUGGGACUCCCCAGGCCCCCAGCCCCAAGCUAAGGACAGAGCCGCUUCGGCCCCCCUUGAGUGUGGGCAGCCCUGCCCAGGCUCCCACAUCACCCCAGGCCAAGGGGAGGAGGCCAGCUGUGCCUUCAGUGGCCAGCGGUGUCAGUGCAGGUUCCAGGCUGAAGCCAGAGGCCCCCAGGGUGAAGGGCCCAGAUGCUGCUCCCCAGGAAAGCAAGGAAGGGCCGGAAGGCUGGAGAGCUCUCCUGAAGCCGGUGGACCGGAAGAACCCUGCCGGAAGGACUCUGGAGCUGCGGGAGCCGAGAGAGCCACAGAUCUUGGCAGCGCCCAGGGCAGGGGAUACCCCCAGGAAAGCGUCGGGAAGCUCUGACCGGGGAGUCCAAAUCACGCUGACCCCUGUGUGGCCUGCGAAGACGCAGGGCCCAGCUAGACCUGGGCCCAGCCUUGCAGCCGCCUCCCCGUCCCCAGCCCACCGCAGGAGACUGGCCAUCCCUGCCACCCUCGAUGUUUCUGCAGACUGGCUUCAGCCAGAACCUUCAAGGCAGGAAGAGCAUGCGCAGAGCUCAAAGGAGAAGCAGCAUUCUCAGAGCGUGCCCCAGAGAGGCGCGUCUGCUUGGGGGAGGCCCUCGGGCCUGGUUAGCACCCCUGCUCCGCCUGCUGAGACAGUGACUUCCCCCAUCAGGCUGCAUCCCGACUACAUCCCCCAGGAGGAGAUCCAGAGGCAGAUGCAGGACAUUGAGAGACAGCUGGAUGCACUGGAGCUCAGGGGCGUGGAGCUGGAGAAGCGUCUGAGGGCGGCAGAAGGGGAUGCAGCGGAGGACAGUCUCAUGGUGGACUGGUUCCGGCUCAUCCAUGAGAAGCAGCUGCUUCUGAGGCUGGAGUCUGAGCUGAUGUACAAGUCCAAGGACCAGAGCCUGGAGGAACGGCAGCUGGACCUGGAGGGCGAGCUGCGCCGGCUGAUGGCCAAGCCUGAGGGUCUCAAGUCACCCCAGGACCGGCAGCGGGAGCAGGAGCUGCUGAGCCAGUACGUGAGCACUGUGAAUGACCGCAGCGACAUUGUGGACUUCCUGGACGAGGACAGACUCAGGGAGCAAGAAGAGGACCUGGUGCUACAGAACAUGAUUGAGAACCUAGACCUCCAGCGGAAGAAAUCCAAGUUCCGCUUGUCCAAAAUCUGGUCUUCCAAGAACAAAGGCACGUGUGCCUAGUGAGCUACUGGCUUGGGGGUGGGGGCAGGAAGGAGGGCAGGACCCUCACUGGCCCCCUACCCUGGCCAUGGCCCUCAGGGGCAUGACAGAGCUGGUGUGUGGCCCUGGAGCGGCCUUGCCUUCCUCUCCAGGCUCCUCAUGGCCUUAAUAAAGACGCUGACCAUGGCCUCC
Messenger RNA from Dipodomys ordii (Ord's kangaroo rat), 2880 nucleotides. It is a transcript of the gene Micall2, whose product is annotated as MICAL-like 2. Lineage: Eukaryota; Metazoa; Chordata; Mammalia; Rodentia; Heteromyidae. Gene Ontology annotation, molecular function: protein binding. The record is from RefSeq and is a predicted model, not a curated record. The transcript is spliced from 17 exons. Bases 16 to 2709 code for a protein of 897 amino acids.